AUGGAUGCAUCAUUCGAUGUAUACAAAUCGAAGCGUCACAGCGAUGAAACCAAAUGGGUUUGUAUUUAUCCUUUGUACAUAAACGCGAGGAAAACGGUAACCAAAGGACGUCGUGUAAACAAGGAAAAGAAACAUUGUAUGCAUCCGUUAGAUCCAAAUCGUGAUACGAACUCUCAAGGUCGUGUACGGUUACAGUUACGUAACGAUGAUGGUUCACCUUUCAAUGAGAAAUUACCAACGAGUUCGUUCAUUUUGAAACUUAUCCGUUGUCCAAUAUUUCUGAUAGCUGAAAUAAUGACUUCUGAAAGAAUGUCGUUAUUAAUUUAUCUGUGUGAGAUGAUACCGAAACUGAAAAACCGACAAGCAACGAGUGGUGUGUCUGGCCAGCAAACUGCCACUGUUACUAGCAAGUCAAGUAAGAAGCACAAAAAACGAUGA
Messenger RNA from Anisakis simplex (herring worm), 438 nucleotides. NCBI's taxonomy places the organism in Eukaryota, Metazoa, Nematoda, Chromadorea, Rhabditida, Anisakidae. The record is from the annotation of a GenBank genome assembly.